UGGAAUUCGAAGCGAGAGAAAGCCGUGAACUAGGCGGGAAAAACAAAAAGGGCGUAUUGGAGGUUGCUGUGAUCCGGAAGCGAAGAACGGGUUUUUAUUAUAUAUAUGUAAUAUUAUAUGUAAGCCGAACCGGCGUGUGACAAAGUUCUAAACCAUGGAAGAUGCGGAAACGAGAUUCGUUCACCUGCUGCAACCAAUCAGGGAUAUGACCAAAAACUGGGAGGUAGAUGUAGCUGCUCAAUUGGGAGAGUACUUGGAAGAGUUGGAUCAUAUAUGCAUCUCAUUUGAUGGAGGUAAAACCACAAUGAACUUUGCAGAAGCUGCUCUCCUGAUUCAAGGAUCAGCAUGUAUCUACAGUAAAAAGGUGGAAUACCUUUAUACUUUGGUAUAUCAAGCUUUGGAUUUCAUAACAAAUAAAAAGCGGGACCAACAGCCGGCUUCUGUAGGAGCAGAUGGAGUAGACAAAGACGCACAUUUUGUGGACAACGGUGAAGAGGAGUUUCUGGCCUUGGAUGAUUUGGGGGAUCCCAAGAAAACAAAUGUGAACAUGAAGAAGGAUCAAAAUUCAAACCCUGUGAAUAUCGUUCCUCUAACACCUAUGGCUCUAGUUCCUCCUGAAGAGGUGGAAAAGAAAACUAACCCUCUGUGCAGCCGAAAGGGAGAAACUUUGGCCAGCAGGAAAGAUUUCCGUAUGAACACCUGUACCACUCACGCAUGUGGAGCUUUUAUGUUGGAGCUGGCAAUGUCACCAAUGCAGUUUAAGCAGAAUACACAAACGAUGGAGGAUGGCAACAGUUGUCCAGGUUUGAUGAAUGCAGAACAGGAAGAAAAGAAUAAUAACAUGGAGGAAGGUUGUGGUGAUCCAGUUGCAGUGUUAAACUUCUCUGAUGCCGAUGCCCCACCAAAUAAUGGGGAUGAUGUCUUUGUUCCACUAAACGAUCACCAUGAAGAAGACGAUGAAAACAUGGAACCUGCAGAAUACAUUGAACAACAACGGAUUCAAACAGAAGAGAGAGGCUAUGCUCUUCGGCAAAGAGAAGUCAAGGAAAUACCCAUCACAAAUAUGAAGGAUAACCAUUUGGACGUAUGGCGCAGUCUGGACCCCUUUAAGUCCAGUGAAGAUAAACCUUUUAAAAAAGGAAAACACUACACACUUCCUCGAGGGGUCAUCGAUGUGUCGUCAAAUAAAAGGAAGAGGAAACUUCCAAGUAAACUGCAGGAUUUCCUAACGUGGUUUUCCUCUACUAAUUGGGAUGGGGCAGAAGCUGCGAAACACAGAAAAAAAGGUCCAACGUUUGCAGAUAUGGAUGUGUUGUACUGGAAGCAUGUCAAGGAAAGACUAACCCUUCAGAAACAGCUUAAAAAAAAAAUGGGACCACUAGAUACCGAGGUAGCAGACUUGCUCGCCGAGGAAGAACCAGCUAAUCACAUGGAGGAACCACGUGACGAUUAUCUUGAUCAUGAGGAUUGCGCAGACCUUUCAGACCAUGAAGAUUUGGGGCAAAGUAUUCCAGCUAUCUUGACAGACAUGCCAGCGUGUGAAAAUAUUGAACCUAUUGACUUUGAUGGCCAGAUAUCGUAUGAGGAAUUGGUGAGACAGAACGUGGAGCUGUACAUUGCUAAUUCUCAGAAGUAUGCACAAGAGACAGUACUUUCCUUACGUGUGCGAGAAUGGGAGGAUAAAAUGGGGCCACAGCUGCAAGAACAGGAAGAACGAGGUGCUUUUGAUAUUCAUGAUUAUGGCGAUCGUCUAGUUUCACAAUACAACCAAGUAGGAGAAUGGCGCACUUUUGCAAGUCUAAUGGCACAUCGAGAGCCCUAUGAGGUGUGCAGGUACAUGCUUGCAUCUUUGCAGCUGGCCAAUGAUUACACAGUAGAGGUGGCUCAAAAACCAGGGCUCUAUGAAGGUGUAGAUACGAUGACCUUGCGACUCCUAAGUCAACAAAAGGCUCAUGAAAGAUUCAAGACGUACACAGCUCCAUCGCUAUCAAGCAAUUGAUCACCAGUCUCUUCCCUGUGUUUCAAAUUCAGCAGUGACAAGUUCAUCCUUUUGACAAUGGAACACAUUUUACCAAGAUGAAGUCCAGUCAUGGCUUUAAUCUCUUGGCUGCCCGGGGAAAAAAAAGAAACAUACAUGCCAACUGGAUUGUUAAGUGAUGUUGACACGAAGGCUAUACAGAGCAAAAUGCAGGCCUACAACUGUUGCAAAAUGAGGAGAAAAAAAAAAUCUAUUUAAAAACAGAUGCAGUCUUUGUUCAGGUAUUUGCUGGCAGUGGAUAUUUCUCUAUCCACCAUGUUUAGUGCGGAUGGAGGAAUCAAUUCAUUUUUACGGUUCGGCCGAUGGGGCUGAAAUGGAGCCAUGCAUGGCUACUUUUUUACUGAUUGUCUGGUGCAUGUAUCUCCACUACAGGACACAGUACAGCAUGUGCACCCUAAAAGUACACUUUAGGUGCUCCUUCAAUUUGUUAUAUAGUGGUCAUUGAUCUCAGAAAAAAAGUGCUGUGUGGCUGCAGAUUGUUGGUUUUUCCACAGUAUUUCUUUUGUUUUCUUCUUUUUUAAAUCCUCAAAUAAAAGACUAUUUUUUUUUUC
Messenger RNA from Rana temporaria (common frog), 2589 nucleotides. RefSeq names its product non-SMC condensin II complex subunit H2 (gene NCAPH2). The coding region runs from base 155 to 1999 and encodes 614 amino acids. Lineage: Eukaryota; Metazoa; Chordata; Amphibia; Anura; Ranidae. The record is from RefSeq and is a predicted model, not a curated record. Gene Ontology annotation, cellular component: condensin complex; nucleus. Gene Ontology annotation, biological process: meiotic chromosome condensation; mitotic sister chromatid separation. The transcript is spliced from 21 exons. Gene Ontology annotation, molecular function: chromatin binding.